AUGUUGCAGUCGACGAUCCUAACAAAUUUAGGGGACAAUGAACGCUGCUUGAAAAUAUUACACUUGAGCUAUAAGGAAUUGCCAGUUCAUUUGAAACUUGCUGAGGGAUUUCUAAAGCCAAUAAGUGGGAAAAGCUUUGAAGAGAUUGCAAAAGAGUACUUAAAGGACCUUAUAGGUAGAAAUCUCAUUUUGAUUCAUGAGAUGGGCAGUACUGGAAAUAUUAAAAGCUGCAAAGUUCAUGACUUGUUGAGAGACUUGUGCUUGAGACAAGCUCAGAAAGAAAGGUUUCAAACCGCUAGUCCUCAACGGAUGGUAAAUGGGAAACGCCGUGUUGUUACUUCAUCUAGAACGUUCCUUGAAAGCAUGCAUCGGUUUGUUAAUUCCCGGUGCCUUGCUUUCUCGGUUGGUGAAGGGUUCCUUUUCCCUGGUUCAAUCUGGCUAUUUUGGAAUCUACAAACAUUGAUCAUGCCACAUGUCAAAUGGCUUACUUUGCUAACUGAUAUUUGGCGCAUGCCUUUCAUUAGGCAUGUUCAGUUCGAACAACUCCAUCUCCCAGAUCCUCCCAGUGCUCAAGAAGGCACUGUUUCCGAAAAUCUGCAGACGUUGGUUGGAAUACAGAACUUUACGUGUAGCCAACGAGUGAUCAAGAGAAUUCCCAAUAUAAAGAAGUUGCAGAUAGCCAAUGCGGGACUUGAUCAUGACAAAUAUUGUCUGAGCAAACUUGAUCGUCUGGAUAAACUCGAGUCCUUGAACUGUAGUCUACAUGGGGAGGUGUAUCUGGUUAACUUCCCUCGGUCGCUCAAGAAGUUGUUUCUAUACAUUGACGAAUCCCAGUAUUGGGAUGAGAUAUUGGAUAAGAUAGGUGUAUUGCCCCAUCUUCAAAAGCUCACACUGUCAAAGGGGAGUUUCAGACAUGGGCAGUGGGAAACAAGUGAAGGCCAUUUCUCGAGCCUCAAAUCCUUAUCUCUUUACGAUUGUCCGAGUCUUGAAGUCUGGACAGCAGAAAGCUCUCACUUUCCAUGCCUUGAGAAACUUACUCUUUAUCAGUGAUUCAGUCGCCGUUUCUGUUGAAAGAAUUUCGAAGGAACAAGUGGAGUUAUACGGGGAAGCAGUCCUUGAUGUUCAAUUAGUUAGUUAGGUUUUAGACGAACGAUGAAGCAGUUGAGAAUUCGUUAAUGUUGUUUUAAAUACUUGUUCAAAGAUGAAGGUGGAUUUGUCUGGAUUGAUCAUACUUUUAGUUACAUUUCUAUUGCUUUGAGAAA
Salvia splendens (bonfire salvia) is the source of this 1262-nucleotide messenger RNA. RefSeq names its product putative late blight resistance protein homolog R1B-19. The coding region runs from base 1 to 1050 and encodes 349 amino acids. The transcript is spliced from 2 exons. The record is from RefSeq and is a predicted model, not a curated record. Lineage: Eukaryota; Viridiplantae; Streptophyta; Magnoliopsida; Lamiales; Lamiaceae.